GAACACCCGGGCGAGGACCUGCGCGCGUCACGGCGGCGGCGGCCCGCCCCCGCCACACGCAUGCGCACUGCGCCCAGCAUGAGGGUCGCGGCUCUGAUCAGUGGUGGGAAGGACAGCUGUUAUAAUAUGAUGCAGUGCAUUGAUGCUGGGCAUCAGAUUGUUGCUUUAGCAAAUCUAAGACCACCUGAAAACCAAGUGGGGUCAGAUGAACUGGAUAGCUACAUGUAUCAGACAGUGGGUCAUCACGCCAUUGAUUUGUAUGCAGAAGCAAUGGCUCUCCCCCUCUAUCGCCGCACCAUAAGAGGAAAGAGCAUGGAUACAGGACGAGUGUACACCAAAUGUGAAGGUGAUGAGGUUGAAGAUCUUUAUGAGCUUUUGAAACUUGUUAAGGAAAAAGAAGAAGUAGAGGGAGUAUCAGUAGGUGCUAUACUCUCUGACUAUCAGCAUGUUCGAGUAGAAAAUGUGUGUAAAAGGCUUAAUCUCCAGCCUUUAGCUUACCUUUGGCAAAGAAACCAGGAAGAUUUGCUCCGAGAGAUGAUAUCAUCUAACGUUCAAGCAAUCAUCAUCAAAGUAGCAGCUCUAGGUUUAGAUCCAGAUAAGCAUCUUGGAAAAACCCUGGACCAAAUGGAGCCUUAUCUCUUAGAGCUUUCUAAGAAGUACGGAGUCCAUGUUUGUGGAGAAGGUGGAGAGUAUGAAACGUUCACUUUGGAUUGCCCUCUAUUUAAGAAGAAAAUAAUUGUGGAUUCAUCAGAAGUAGUCACACAUUCAGCUGAUGCAUUUGCACCUGUGGCUUACCUACGCUUUUUAGAAUUGCACUUGGAGGACAAGGCAAGUGUCCCCAGUACCUGACAACUGCAGAACAUCUAAUUAUAUACAUAACUCUUGAAAAGCAUUUUUGUUACUAAGCUGGUAUUUUUAUAUUUUAAAAAUCACAUACCAUUUUCUCAAUUAUUAUGUCCCACUUUUUUCAUUACAUUUUUUUAUUCUUAGAAAUAUUUAUCUUUAUCAGAAGUUGGUAGAACCACUGAUUAAUUGGUUAACACAUCCAAUCCAUGAUCUCUGUGAUUGGUACCUUCUUUUUUCCCCUUUUACUUCAUCUGAAAUCCUCAUUUCUGUAACAUUUCUUCGCUUUCAUCACACUGGUUUAUUUUCCUCUUAUCUUGUUCCUGCUUUCAUCUCUGCCUAUAGUAUCCUAAUGCAAAGGCAUUUGAAAAUGAGGAUGAAAAGGCAAUCACUGUAUUUAGCUAAUCAAGUUUAUUCUACUGGGCGUCACCAUUUUUGUUUUGAAUAUAUUCAUUGUUUCAACAUUAUUGGACAAUCAAGAAGAAUACCAUUAACUCUUACGGGUUGUUUUAUAACUGAUUAAAAAAUGCAGUUUUUCGGUAUUACCUAUGCUGACUUCAGACUACUUUUAGAGUUUGCAGCAAAAUUGAGCGGAAGGUACAGAGAGUUCCCACACAUGCACAGCCCCGCCAGCUGUCAACAUCCCACACCACAACAGUACAUUUGUUACAGUCAAGGAAUUUACACGGACACAUCAUUAUUACCCAAAGACCAUAGUUACAUGAUGAGUCACUCUUGGUAUUGUACGUUCUAUGGGUUUGGACAAAUGCAUAAUGGCUUGCAUCCACCAUUAUAGUAUAAUACAGAAUAGCUCUACCUAUUCAUCCUUCCUUUUCCUCUAACCCCUGGUAACCUCUGAUGUGUUUACUCUUGCCAUAUUUUUGCCUUUUCCACAAUAUCAUGUAGUUGGAAUCAUUUAGUAUGUUGCCAUUUCAGAUUGGCUUCUUUCACUUACUAAUAUGCAUUUGGAUUCCAUUGUGUCUUUUCAUGGCUUAACAGCUCAUUUCUUUUUUUUUUUUCUUUUUUUUCUUUAAUUAAGACAAUUUUUUAGAGCAGUUUUAGGUUCACAGGAAAAUUGGAGGGCAAGUACAGAAAUUUCCCAUUUACCCCCUACCCCUACAUAUGCAUAGUCUUCUUCAUUAUCAACAUUCCUCCCCAGAGGGGUACAUUUGUUACAAGUAAUGAACCUACAUUGCACAUCGUAAUCACUCAAAGUUCAUAGUUUACAUUACAGUUCACUCUUGGCGUUGUACAUUCUAUAGAUGACAUGUAUCCAUCAUUAUGGUAUCAUACAGAAUAUUUUCACUGCCCUAAAAAUCCUCCAUGCUCCACCUUUCAUCAUUUACUACCUCCAACCCCUGGCGCAACCACUGAUCUUUUUAUUAUCUCCAUAGUUUUGCCUUUUCCAGAAUGUCAUAUAGUUAGAAUAAUAUGGUAUGUGCCAUUUUUAGAUUGGCUUCUUUGACUUAGUAAUAUGCAUUUAAGGUUCCUGCAUGUCUUUUCGUAAGUUUUUAAAUGCUUAGUAAUAUUCCAUUGUCUGGACAUACCAUAAUAUAUUUAUCCUUUCACCUACUGAAGGACAUCUUGGUUGCUUGAAGUUCUGGCAAUUGUGA
Balaenoptera acutorostrata (minke whale) is the source of this 2456-nucleotide messenger RNA. RefSeq names its product diphthamine biosynthesis 6 (gene DPH6). NCBI's taxonomy places the organism in Eukaryota, Metazoa, Chordata, Mammalia, Artiodactyla, Balaenopteridae. Gene Ontology annotation, biological process: protein histidyl modification to diphthamide. The transcript has 9 exons. Gene Ontology annotation, molecular function: diphthine-ammonia ligase activity. The record is from RefSeq and is a predicted model, not a curated record. The coding region runs from base 61 to 849 and encodes 262 amino acids.